CAAGCAGUCAGACAAGACUAGGCGGAGGACCCAUGCUGUUGUCUUACUAGCCUGUUAACGGUACAUAGACAGCUAGCAGCAUACACCGGCAGGGGCAGCCCUGUCUCAUCAGUUAGCAUUUUGAUGGUUGGUGGCCUUUCAUUAACUUUAACGGAAUUAUUACUUUUCACUGACCCUUUACCUUUUUUUUCUUGGACUCGCCUAGCUUGGUAGCCUAGGUAGCUAGACGAACUGGCUAUCCCAUGUCCCGCCGACCCUGGCUGGUAAGAAUAAGAUGACUGGCCUGCUAUGUUUCCGGGCUACUGCUAGCUGGAGCAAUCAGCCGCUUUGAGAAACUGGCAAUCAAAUGGAACCGCCGAUUUAAAAGUUAAGAUCCUCUUAGACGGCCAGGCCAAGUACAGUAACGUUAAGCUUUCUUGCUUGUUGGCUAGAGACUAGCUUUCUGGCUUAGUAUUACCAGGCUAACAUAAUAAAAAGAUAGUUGAAUGCCAAGUCAGUGCUUGCUAACUAGCUAGCUACUAACUGUAGAGAGUUAAUAUACACGUUUUACAGCAUUCGCAGCUACUAGCAAGCUAAUAAGAUCUUUUAGCAGAUAGUAAUACCUAGCUAACUUCAAAACCCAAUUAAUGUUGGGGUUAGGGAUUCAACAGAAAGCCUGCUCUACGCGAAGGGAAGGGUAAUCACUACUACUACUAGCUAGAGAAGCUAGCUACCUGACUCGGGUUGUAAUGCUGGUCGAAUAAAGGCAUAGGCUACGCUGAUCUGGACUUCUGCCUCGUCACCACCACAAUAUAAAACACAGUUCCCACCAUCCCACUCAAAUACAAAGACGGUCAUUAACAUGCCUCUUGGGCUGGGAAGAAGGAAGAAGGCGUCUCCAUUAGUGGAGAACGAGGAGGCUGAACCAAUUCGGGCGGGCCUUAAUGUACCCGGGAUGGACAGCUUGGAUGGUAGUGGUGUGGGGUUGGGACAGGGUGCCACCCAUGAGGGUUUGCCUCCUCCACCUAGCAGCCUGCGACCCCGCCUGAUCUUCCACACCCAGCUGGCCCACGGCAGUCCCACAGGACGCAUUGAGGGCUUUAGCAAUGUGCGGGAGCUCUAUGCCAAGAUUGGAGAGGCUUUUGGAAUCCCCCCUGCUGAGGUCAUGUUCUGCACACUGAACACUCACAAGGUGGACAUGGACAAGUUGUUGGGAGGUCAGAUUGGCUUGGAAGACUUUAUCUUUGCCCAUAUUAAAGGCCAAAGGAAGGAGGUGGAGGUGUACAAGGGAGAGGAUGCUCUGGGACUGACCAUCACGGACAACGGAGCAGGCUACGCCUUCAUCAAGAGAAUACGAGAGGGAAGCGUCAUCCACCAGAUCCAGGUCAUCAGCGUGGGAGACAUGAUCGAGUCCAUCAACGGACGGGGGCUCAUUGGCAGCCGGCACUACGAGGUGGCCAAGAUGCUGAAGGAGCUGCCCAAGGGGAAGGACUUCUGCCUGAAACUUGUGGAGCCCCUUAAAGCCUUCGACAUGAUCAGCCAGAGGUCUGGAGGGGCAAGAUCGGGCUCAGGGACCCAGCUGGGGACGGGAAGGGGGACCCUGCGGCUGCGCUCCAAGGGCCCUGCCACUGUAGAGGAGCUGCCCUCUGCAUUUGAGGAGAAAGCCAUUGAGAAGGUGGAUGACCUUCUUGAGAACUACAUGGGCAUCAGAGACAGCGAGCUCGCGGCCACAAUGGUGGAGUUAGGGAAGGACAAGAAGAACCCCGAUGAGUUCGCUCAGGCCUUGGAUGAGACUCUGGGAGACUUUGCCUUCCCCGACGAAUUUGUGUUUGACGUCUGGGGCGCCAUUGGCGACGCGAAGGUCGGCCGGCUGUAACCGCGGAAACCGACGGGACCGGCGGAACACCUUGUGUGCAGUUCUGAAUGGCUGUGGCGCCCACAACAAACAGCACUACUAGGAAUCACCACGCUAGUCAUAUGUGUUUAUUUAGUUUCGUAUCAUGCAUUUUUUUCAUUCUUUUGUUUUAGUUUUUCCUGUGUACAUCUGCUAUUUUUUUUUUAUGUAGAGGGCACUUUUUUGGGAGAACAUCUAGGGGAAACUAUUUAGCUCAUGUCUUGGAAAGAAUCCACUGAUCGCUUACUUCGUCUCACAGUAUUAUGGACCUGAACCUCGGAUCAGACAAUUGAAUGCAGAACACGAGGUCCUUGUGUUGGAGCGAUUAAGUGCAUUAACGUCUCCCGGGCGGUCCAGGAUCCAGGAGCAGGGUUGUGGACUAGAAUGUUCCGUCUGACCACACCUACUUAACGGACGCCCAGGACCUCCUGUCCUCUUGCGUAAAGAAGACAGAGCACAAGUCAGGUCGGAGGCUCACAGGACUGUGGCUUAACACACGCGACCCUUCCAAGUUUCGUCCAACUAACUGUGACGUUUCACUUUUGCACUGUGUUGCACUGCGCUGUAUACAACCUUUCCCCCUCCCCCCAUCCCCGGCUGGCACUGUAUGUCCCAGAGGAGGCCACCGUAGUCACUGCCCAGAGCUGAACAGCCGGAUGGGCUGAACUGCAUGGAACUUUGCAGUGAGAGGUGGUCGAAGACACGCUAACCCAGGACUUCAUAUAGCUCUGUUUCAGUCUCUGUUACAGAUACUUUAAUAUGAUUCUCACUAGCAUGAGCUAUUAUGUUAUCUUAAUUGUGAUUUCUGGUAUAUUUUUAAUGUACUGUUGGUUAUGUGAAGGAAAUGUGCUGUGGAUACUGAAGGUUUACAGUGCAUUGGCACUCAAUAAUAAUGCAAAGGUCAGAUCUUCUUUUGCGGCUCCUCGCCUCGAAAACACUUGUGGUGUUUGCUGCAGUGACGGUGAACUCUAGAAUUGGGCUGCACUUAUCAGCCCCACACUGGAUGGUCCCUACAGAUCUGUCUUAUGCCAUACUCCAGAGUUGACUACAACUAUGUGGACAGGCUACCUUGUAUAAAAGAUACUGUAGAAUGGUAAGAAUUUGUCCAAUCCACAGAAAACAAUGGGUUGGUAACCCUAACUGGGAUCACUCUGUAAGCCUCAAUUUUUUUAAGGAAUGUUUUCAUCCUGAGUUUCUUUUCUUUUUCUUUUUUUUAUAAACCGUAUAUAUAAUAUGAAGUGAUGAUGUGAAGUAUGUGUCUUUGGAAAGUCACGAUAGGGUUGGAUACCUCGGUACAGACUUUGAGUCUGUAGAAAGGUCUGAACAUGCUUACCAUGUUCAAAGUGUCAGUAUUUCCAAUAAAGCACAAUUAGGGACCAAAUGGUCAUGAAGUCAAGGAUCUAAAAUGGAGCUCAUGGACCAAUAUAGUGAGGAUGGAAAUAUAUUGGAAUAAUAUUAUGCAGUUACAGAACAUAACACUAAUUCAAUAAAGGCUCUGGUGUUUUAUUGAAUGAUAUAAAUGAACCUGACCUCUGUCAUGGUAGUAGAAUAAUCAUACUGUUAUCCAACCAAACUACUUCCUCAGUCAUCUUGCUGUUGGUGAUGUCAUGAUGUUUAUAUGGGGAGAAAAACAUGCAAGUUGUUGAUCCCAACACAAAGUAAGGAGACUUUUUGGUGUUACAUUUUCAAUAUUCUUGCAGUCUAUUUGUGUAUGGACAUUUCUGUAGUUAAGUUUGAUGAUUUUUGUCCAGUAUUGUUGAAGUAUAUUUUAGAUGGUAACUGUCAUGCAAUUGAUACUAGACACUAACUGACUGAAGAGAAAACUUGUCAUUGGGAGGACUUUAUGUUACACUGUUUCAUGUCUGAUUAUAAUGGCAAUAAUAAUGGAAAUUAUGAAUCCUCA
Messenger RNA from Hypomesus transpacificus, 3776 nucleotides. It is a transcript of the gene gipc1, whose product is annotated as GIPC PDZ domain containing family, member 1. Bases 842 to 1855 code for a protein of 337 amino acids. The transcript has 7 exons. The record is from RefSeq and is a predicted model, not a curated record. NCBI's taxonomy places the organism in Eukaryota, Metazoa, Chordata, Actinopteri, Osmeriformes, Osmeridae. Gene Ontology annotation, molecular function: protein binding.